Messenger RNA from Durio zibethinus, 2103 nucleotides. RefSeq names its product beta-galactosidase 16-like. Gene Ontology annotation, biological process: carbohydrate metabolic process. NCBI's taxonomy places the organism in Eukaryota, Viridiplantae, Streptophyta, Magnoliopsida, Malvales, Malvaceae. Gene Ontology annotation, molecular function: hydrolase activity, hydrolyzing O-glycosyl compounds. The record is from RefSeq and is a predicted model, not a curated record.
AUGGAAAUCAGGCUGUUUGGGUUGCUUGUACUUGUGCUUCUUGUGGUUGUGGCUAGUGUUGUCGUUGAAGGAGGAGACGUAAGUUACGAUGGCAGAUCAUUGAUCAUUCAAGGACAGCGAAAGCUUCUAUUUUCUGGUUCUAUACACUAUCCUCGAAGCACUCCUGAGAUGUGGCCAUCAGUAAUAGCCAAAGCUAAAGAGGGAGGAAUAGAUGUGAUACAAACCUACGUGUUUUGGAAUCUUCAUGAGCCGAUACAAGGCCAGUACGAUUUCAGUGGGAGAGCUGAUCUAGUUGGGUUCAUUAAGGAAAUCCAAGCACAAGGCCUAUAUGCAAGUCUCCGCGUUGGGCCCUUCAUUGAGGGUGAAUGGAAUUACGGUGGAUUACCUUUCUGGUUGCAUGACGUCCCAGGCAUUGUUUACCGAUGUGACAAUGAACCAUUCAAGCUGUAUAUGCAGAAUUUCACCACAAAAAUAGUAGACAUGAUGAUAUCAGAAAACUUGUAUGCUUCACAAGGGGGACCAAUCAUUCUAUCACAGAUUGAGAAUGAGUACCAAUUAGUGGAAGAUGCAUUUCACGAGAAAGGACCUCCAUACGUGAAAUGGGCAGCACAAAUGGCCGUAGGACUUCAAACUGGGGUCCCCUGGAUGAUGUGCAAACAAGACGAUGCUCCUGAUCCCGUGAUCAACACUUGCAAUGGGAUGAAAUGCGGGGAGUCAUUUCCAGGUCCCAAUUCACCUAACAAGCCUUGGAUUUGGACAGAAAAUUGGACAUCUCGAUAUCAAGCAUAUGGUAAGGAACAAGACACAAGAUCUCCCCAAGACAUUGCAUUCCAAGUCGCUCUGUUUGUUGCAAGGAAUGGGACUUUCGUAAAUUAUUACAUGUAUCAAGGUGGAACUAAUUUUGGGAGAACAGCCUCUGCAUUCUCAACAACAAACUACUAUGACGAUGCACCUCUUGACGAGUAUGGUUUCAUUAGGCAGCCGAAAUGGGGCCAUUUGAAGGAGUUGCAUGCCGCAAUUAAGUCAUGUUCAUAUCCCAUUUUAUUUGGAACACAAUCUAUGCUAUAUCUUGGUGAACGACAAAUGGGCUACAUAUAUCAACGAAAUUCGGGAGAAUGUGCUGCCUUUCUAGUGAACAAGGACGAUAUAAAAACUGUUGUUGUGCUCUUUCAGAAUUCUUCAUAUGAAUUGACUUCAAAUUCAGUUAGCAUUUUACCUGAUUGCAAGAACGUGGCCUUCAACACUGCCAAGGUAAGUGUUCAGAACAACACGAGAUUGAUAACAACAGGCAAGAAGUUCAAUGAUUUCGAAAUGUGGGAAGAAUUCAGGGACAUUAUUCCUACCUUGGCAGAGACAUCACUAAGAUCCGAUAAGUUGUUAGAGCACAUGAAUACAACAAAAGACAUGUCGGAUUAUCUUUGGUACACUUUCAGCUAUCAACACGAAUCAUCGAAUAGUGAAGCAGUGCUGAAGUUGAACUCGGCUGGGCAUGUUUUGCAUGCAUUUGUCAAUGGUGUUUUAGUUGGAUCUGCCCAUGGAAAUCAUAAGAACUCACGUUUCACGCUAGAGAAUACAAUUCCAUUAAACAAAGGCAGCAACAACAUAUCCCUCCUUAGUGUAAUGGUUGGUUUACCGGAUUCUGGAGCAUAUUUGGAAAGUAAGGUUGCCGGGCUAAGAAGGGUAACGAUUCAUGAUGUACAAAGUGUGAAGGAUUUGACCAACUAUUCGGGGGGAUACCAGGUUGGACUGUUAGGAGAAAAAUUACAAAUUUAUAUGGAGCAAACCUCAAGCAAAGUUCAAUGGAGAAAUUUUACUUCUUCUCGCAAUGACCUUACAUGGUACAAGACUACAUUUGAUGCACCAGCAGGAGAUGAUUCGCUUGGACUAAAUCUUGGGUCCAUGGGGAAAGGUGAAGUAUGGGUUAAUGGCCAAAGCAUAGGUAGAUAUUGGGUUUCAUUUCUUACACCACAAGGAACACCUUAUCAAACUUGGUACCAUGUACCUCGGUCAUUCCUCAAACCUAUAGACAACUUGCUAGUUGUUCUUGAAGAAGAAAAUGGGUUGCCUCUUGGAAUAUCCUUAGACAUUAUUUCAACCACUUGA